AUGAAAUAAAACAUGUCCAAAUCAACUAUGUAGGAUACUAAGGUUUCAUAUGAUGCACCUCCUUUGGACUUCUCCAAUCUGAAUAUCAAAUCAUUGGCUGAUUUAAAACAUGCUAUACCGAAGCAAGGGAAACGUAAGUAGGCUCCGAUCGAUGAAUAGAAGGAUGAUAAAAAGAAGGAAAAGCAGCAGCAACAACAAUAAGAAAACGAGAAUAUUCAAGUGCAAUAGAAUCAAUAACAGGAAUAAGAGGAUGAAGAUAAGUUAGAAGGGGAUGAGAAAGAGAGAGAAAAGCGGGAGUUGCAGAGAUAGAAGGAGGAAAAAUUGACACCAGUAAUUGUGCGAACAAUUGGAUAACCUGUCUAACAAUCAACCAACGUGUACAAGCCAACAAUCGAUGAGAAAAAAUAAACUAAGAAGCAAUUUUAAGUACAAUUAAUCCAGUGUUCUUUGAUCUUAAGUUACAAUAAAUUGACAUCCUUGCAUAACUUUUACAAUAUCAUUGAUCAAAUAAUGAUCAAUUGUAAGCAAUUGCAGUGGAUUGAUCUAUCGCAUAAUAUGAUUGAAAGUCUAGAUUAUAAUUUUGCUGAAUUACCAAAUGUAAAGGCGUUGUACUUGCAUGCGAACAAACUAAAGGACAUAAUGGAAUUUGAUAGAUUGCAGUGUUUGACAGAAUUGAGGACUUUGACUGUUCAUGGAAAUCCCUUUGAUGCCAUUCCAAAUUUUAGAUUGUAUAUAAUUGGAUUGUUGCCGACCAUUAAAAAACAAUGCGAAUGUGUGGAGAAAUACGUUUAGAAUGAUUAAACCACCUAUAAUUAAAAUAUGAAACUUAAUCUCGAAAUUUUAAAUUACGAUAAUCCGCUAGCUAACUUCUUAGUUAAAAUCAAGUACGGCACUUAAGUUCAUUAAACUACUGUGGGAAACAAUUGGAAUCAAAAGUUCACUCUUGAUGUGAAGAAGGCAGUUGAUUUAAAAGUGGAAGUAUGGUAGAAAGAUGAAGAAUUUCAUUUGAUUGGAGAAUCCAUAGUUCCAAAGUAAGAAUAGAUCCACCAACUUGACAUUGUGGGACAAGGAAAAAAAGAAGGGGUUCUGGUAGUAGAAUACAAGGAAGUAGAGCUUCAAAAUCCUAAAGUCAAUCAUAAAUUAGAAAAGCCAUAAUCCUUAAUCAAAAGAUUGAAUGAGUCCUUAAGUGCUGAAGUUCAAAAUAAUUAUGGAAAUAUCUAAGAGUAUUUCGCAUAAUAAUUUGAGAAUCACGAAUUGAGUCAUUAAUCUAAAUAAACAGCUUAAAAUUUAACAAUGGAAUCAUUGUAGAAAGUCAUAAAAGGAUUGAAAAUUAAUGAGAAUCAAUUUCAUUUCGAUGAUUACGAUUAGAAGAAUGUUAUUGAAUAAACUAAAAUUAAAGCUCUUUAGAAGGAACUCAUUAAGAAGGAUCUACAAAAAUAUGAGAAGAGCAGGAGAGAAGUUAAUUUACAAAUCCUAGACUUGGAUGAUAUGGAUUUGAGAUUUGAAUAGCCAGAACAGAAGCAAUAGAUUUUGAGUUUAAGAAAAGAGCUAGUCUAAAAGUUAUUAUAUAUCGAAGAAAAAAUUGAACACUUAAAGAGACAUUUGAAAUUGGAUUAGCUGAAUAAACAUGCAUCUCAAUCUAUUAUGAACAGUAUGGCAGAGUUGAGUUAGAUUAGUAUGUAUAGAGAACCAAUUCUUAAGCCUGAAGUGGAUCCAUAGAAGGAACAGCAGAGACAAGAGUUUAUUAAGAAAUAAAUGAAGGAAUGGAAUGAAUUAUAGGAAUAGAGAUUAAAGCAGAUAGAAAUUCAAAAAGAAAGAAUAUAAAAGACUGAAGAUAAAAUAAGAAAGUAGCAAGCACUUAUUCAAGAGGCUAAGACUAAAGAAAAGAGAGAGGAGAUUGAUUAAAGAUUGAAUAAGUUGAAGGAGAAAUAGAAGCAAAGAGAAUAAGAUUUAUAAGAAUAAAACAAGCGAUAUUUGGAGAAGAAGAAGCAACAUCAUCUAGCAGAGAAGUAUGCUUAAUAGGAUGCAGCGUAUAUGAUGCAGUUGUAGGAAAUUAGAAAAAAUAAGUUAAAGGAGAUGAGGAAUCCUGAAUUUGAUUUGCAGGAAAUUAUGCAAUUUGAUAAGAAAUUUAUAGAACUUAGAAAGGAAAAAGCAGCAGAGAGACAAAAAGAGUGGGAUGAGAGAGAAAAACAAUGGAACAAGUUCUAAGCAUAAUAUUACUCUUAGAGUUAUAAGAGGGCUAGACAGUAUUACAAAGAGUAAGACUCAAAAGUGGAUGAAAACAGACUUAGAGCCUAGGAAAGAAUCAAUUUGCAGAGAUCAUAUGAGAAUGAGGUGAAGUAGAGAUAUCAACCUCAUGUGAGUUAAGAGAAGAGAUAAGAAAUUGAGGAGAACAAAAGGAAAUUGAAAUACGAACCGGAUUUUAAAAAAUACAGAGAGUUAUCUGAGAAGGUUAAAGAAAAACAUAUAUAUUUUGGAGUUGAUCAGAAGGAUUAAUCAAGCAACAAGAAAGUGAAGCUGAAGCCAUUGGAGAACAUCCCUACUCCCAUUUCACCUAGACGUAUAGGGGACUUCUAUUUGAAGGAGCAUGCUACUUACAAUAAGAAACAUAUUCCUCCAUUGCCAAGACCGCCUGAACCACCUAAGUCAAGUUAAUCGGAAUAAAAGUUAGUUAUCAAGGAUUAUUUGAAAGAGCAGAGAAUCAAAAAGCAGUUGAUAGAAUAAUAAUCAAUGAAAAAUAUGAACCAAACUUAAGGAUUGGAAAAUGAUGACUAGAAGAUGAUUAUGUAAAUUAAAAAGCAAUUAGAAAAAUUAGAACAUAUUUGA
Molecule: messenger RNA, 2826 nt
Organism: Paramecium tetraurelia
Lineage: Eukaryota; Ciliophora; Oligohymenophorea; Peniculida; Parameciidae
Exons: 4
Molecular function (GO): protein binding
Source: RefSeq, a predicted model, not a curated record